This is a messenger RNA of Anolis sagrei ordinatus, 1171 nucleotides long. It is a transcript of the gene BTG2, whose product is annotated as BTG anti-proliferation factor 2. The record is from RefSeq and is a predicted model, not a curated record. Lineage: Eukaryota; Metazoa; Chordata; Lepidosauria; Squamata; Anolidae. Gene Ontology annotation, cellular component: cytoplasm; nucleus. Gene Ontology annotation, biological process: negative regulation of mitotic cell cycle; negative regulation of cell population proliferation.
GGAGCCAGAGCUGGACGAGUUAAGGGAGGGGGAGAGCGGCGGAUGCGAAGGGCGCCUUCUCCGGAGAAGAACGAGAAGGAGAAGAAGCAGCAGCGCCGUCUUAAAGGGGCCGCCCUGAAACAAAGAGAGAGGAAAACAAUCCGUCCCAUUCCUUGAAUCUUGCUAAACGAAAGCAAUCAUGAGCCAAACCCAGCGUUGGAGUGGGAGCUGCGUGACCAGCUGCAGCCGGGCGGACAUGGUGCCCGAGAUCGCCGCUGCCGUGGGCUUCGUGUCCAGCCUGCUCCGGACCCGAGGCUGCGUGAGCGAGCAGCAGCUCCAGGUGUUCAGCGGGGCUCUGGAAGAGGCGCUCACAGAACAUUACAAACAUCACUGGUUCCCUGAAAAACCCUUCAAAGGCUCUGGCUACCGCUGCAUUCGUAUCAACCACAAAAUGGAUCCCAUCAUCAGCAAGGCAGCCUGCCAGAUUGGACUCAGCCUCCAGCAGCUCUAUCAACUCCUGCCCAGUGAACUCACCCUGUGGGUGGACCCUUAUGAGGUAUCCUACCGCAUUGGUGAGGACGGAUCCAUCUGUGUUCUCUAUGAAGCGUCUUCGGCACCCGUGAGCUCCUAUGGGAUGCUCACCUGCAAAAACCAGAUGAUGCUGGGGCGCACCAGCCCUCCCAAAAGCUACAUGAUGACCGUUUCCAGCUAAGCACUCCCGGUUGUCCUUACACUGCCAAGACCUGGGCUACUGUAUACCUCACCCGAGGAUGUAUUUUUUAAAAAAUGAAGAGCUAUUUAUAUUUUUUUAAAAAAGAGAAAAAAUCCAAAAUGAAAUCCAAUAGCAGGCACCACUUUUUCUGUGGAGUGGUGUUGAGGUGCCUUUUUAAAAAAGCUGUUGCAAGCUUCUAAGUUUAUUAAAAAGAAAGAAUGCCAAUAUCUACCUAAUUAGUGUUGGAUGACAAUUCUGGAAGGUUGAUCUGCCUAUUUGGGAAAUGCAGGGUUGGAAAUAAGUUGGGGACGGGGCAGGGUACAGCACUUUUUCAGGAAUGACUCACUAUGGGGGUAAACGUGUCAACAACUGAACUUGCAGGCCACAAUGCCAGGAUGAUAGUACUUCACUGAUCAAUCACACAUAUUGAUUGGGGUGCAAUGACCUCAUUCUAGCUGUGGUGCUUUUGUCUUCUCAAAA